This is a messenger RNA of Oncorhynchus tshawytscha (Chinook salmon), 4072 nucleotides long. RefSeq names its product selectin P. Gene Ontology annotation, biological process: leukocyte tethering or rolling; heterophilic cell-cell adhesion; response to cytokine. Gene Ontology annotation, molecular function: oligosaccharide binding; sialic acid binding. The record is from RefSeq and is a predicted model, not a curated record. Lineage: Eukaryota; Metazoa; Chordata; Actinopteri; Salmoniformes; Salmonidae. The coding region runs from base 111 to 2792 and encodes 893 amino acids. The transcript has 17 exons. Gene Ontology annotation, cellular component: membrane; external side of plasma membrane.
UGUUGACUCAUUCUGAAAGGAAAUUGCACCUCUUACACAGUUCAUUUGGAUGGGUGUGAUGACAUGGAAAACAGCACAUUUUAUUAGUCUCCCCAAAUCUUGAGGAAGAGAUGCUUCCGUGGUCCAACUAUCUCAGACAGAGCCUAUAUAAUAGGUUGCUGGUGAUUCUAUUGAUGACAAUCUACCAAGACUUAACAGGUGAGACAGGAGGUGUCCAGGCCUGGACAUAUAACUACAGCGUCAACCAGAAUCUGGACUGGGAUUCGGCCCGCCAGUGGUGCAGGCAGGACUACACGGACAUGGUGGCCAUCCAGAACCAGGAGGAGAUCGUCUAUCUCAACACCAUGCUCCCUAAGAACUCACAAUACUACUGGAUCGGCCUCCGCAAGGUGAAUGAGAUGUGGACCUGGACGGGGACUAACAAGACACUGACCAAAGAGGCGGAGAACUGGGCCAUCGGGGAGCCCAACAACAUAGGGGACGGACAGGACUGUGUGGAGAUCUACAUCAAAAGAGGAAAGGACGAAGCCAAGUGGAACGAUGAGAGAUGCACAAAAAAGAAGGGAGCCCUCUGCUACACAGCUUCUUGCUCAGAGCAUUGCUGCAGCGCCCAUGCAGAGUGUUUAGAGAACAUAGGGAACUACACCUGCCAGUGCGACCCUGGCUUCAAGGGCCCCCGGUGCCAGGAAGCCGUAGAGUGUGACACUGUGUCGGACCCAGAGCAGGGUUCAGUGAACUGUGACCAUCCUCAUGGGCUGUUUGCCUUCAACUCCUCUUGCCAGUUCCACUGUGCCCGGGGAUACGAGCUGCAGGGGGCAUCACAACUGCUCUGCCAGGCCACAGGGUUCUGGGACCACCCUGCCGCUCAGUGCCAAGUCAAACAGUGUCCAGCGCUGGACAGUGGUCCUCAUAGAGGGACUAUGAACUGCAGUAACCCCAUCGCCCUGCACAGUUAUAACUCCACCUGUGAAUUCAGCUGUGAUUUGGGGUUUGACCUAAUAGGACCAGACAGGAUUCAGUGUGACCACACAGGACAGUGGACAGGCAACGUCUCCACCUGCACAGUGGUGAGGUGUGGCCCCCUGUCCCCUCCUGCCAUGGGGAACAUGUCCUGUGUGGAUCCCCUGGGGGCUUCCUCUUUCACCUCCUCUUGUGGGUUCUCCUGUGAGGAGGGCUACCUGCUGAGAGGAGACACCAACCUCACCUGUUUAUCUACUGGACAAUGGACCAACCACACACCUGCAUGUGAACCUCUGCAGUGCGACACCUUAACCUCUCACCUGCAUGGCUCCAUGAACUGCUCUGGCCUCCAUGGUCAGUUCCACUACGGGUCCCAGUGUCGGUUCUCCUGUGAGGAGGGGUUCCUGCUGAACGGGUUGGCUGAUACAGAGUGCACCUCCCUGGGCACAUGGAGCAGGAGAGCCCCUCUCUGUCUGGCUCAGCAGUGCGACAUCUUAACCUCUCCCCCGCAUGGUUCCCUGAACUGCUCUGACCUCCAUGGUCAGUUCCACUACGGGUCCCAGUGUCUGUUCUCCUGUGAGGAGGGGUUCCUGCUGAACGGGUUGGCUGAGACAGAGUGCACCUCCCUGGGCACAUGGAGCAGGAGAGCCCCCCUCUGUCUGGUGGUGAGGUGUGGCCCCCUGUCCCCUCCUGCCAUGGGGAACAUGUCCUGUGUGGACCCCCUGGGGGCUUCCUCCUUCACCUCCUCCUGUGGGUUCUCCUGUGAGGAGGGCUACCUGCUGAGAGGAGACACCAACCUCACCUGUUUAUCUACUGGACAUUGGACCAACCACACACCUGCAUGUGAACCUCUGCAGUGCGACACCUUAACCUCUCCCCCGCACGGCUCCAUGAACUGCUCUGGCCUCCAUGGUCAGUUCCACUACGGGUCCCAGUGUCUGUUCUCCUGUGAGGAGGGGUUCCUGCUGAACGGGUUGGCUGAUACAGAGUGCACCUCCCUGGGCACAUGGAGCAGGAGAGCCCCCCUCUGUCUCGCUCUGCAGUGCGACAUCUUAACCUCUCCCCCGCACGGCUCCCUGAACUGCUCUGACCUCCAUGGUCAGUUCCACUACGGGUCCCAGUGUCUGUUCUCCUGUGAGGAGGGGUUCCUGCUGAACGGGUUGGCUGAGACAGAGUGCACCUCCCUGGGCACAUGGAGCAGGAGAGCCCCCCUCUGUCUGGUGGUGAGGUGUGGCACCCUGUCCACUCCUGCCAUGGGGAACAUGUCCUGUGUGGACCCCCUGGGGGCUUCCUCCUUCACCUCCUCCUGUGGGUUCUCCUGUGAGGAGGGCUACCUGCUGAGAGGAGACACCAACCUCACCUGUUUAUCUACUGGACAAUGGACCAACCACACACCUGCAUGUGAACUGGUCCAGUGUGAGAACCUAUUGCCCAGACAGCCAUCUCCACCACCCACUCCAUCCUCAACCCCACCACCAACCCAGGGACCCUUCAUGAACUGCUCACACUACCUAGGGGAGUUUAGCUUCAGCUCUCUGUGCCUCUUCACCUGCAGCAAAGGUUACUAUCUGAACGGAACAGAAGAGCUGUCCUGCACCUCAGAGGGACAAUGGAGUGACCUUGUGCCCUCUUGCCAAAGAAACAUCAACUCUGUCCAAGAGUCCUCUAGGAUGCUGGUCUAUGCAGUGGUGGGAGCUGCCUCUGCUGCUGGGCUGUUACUACUGCUGGGACUGGGCAUGCUGGCCGCAAAGAAGCUCAGCAAGAAAGGUGACUUCCACUUUGAUAACUCGUUAUGGGAGGAAAGAGAGAACCCUGCUUUUGAAAAUUCUUAAAAAAUAAUGUGCUUAAUGACAUUGUACUGUAAAACAAGGUUUUGUAUAACAAGUUAAUUGCUUUCAAUGUAUUUAAAGCCAUCACUGUUCCUUCUAUACCUAUUUUUGUGUAUGGGCUGUUAAAGCUAAAAUAUAUAACUUUUGGGCGACCCGACCAGAUUCACAUAGAAAUGUGAGUUAUAGAUAUGUAAUUAUUGAAAAUAAGUCUAAGAAGCUGUUAUAUCUGUUCUAUGUAUACUAUUUCUAUGCUUCCCAUUCUUAAAUUUCGAUGGGGAGUCAGUAGAGGUUAAAGCUAAAAUAUAUAACUUUUGGGCGACCCGACCAGAUUCACGUAGAAAUGUGAGUUAUAGAUAUGUAAUUAUUGAAAAUAAGUCUAAGAAGCUGUUAUAUCUGUUCUAUGUAUACUAUUUCUAUGCUUCCCAUUCUUAAAUUUCGAUGGGGAGUCAGUAGAGGUUAAAGCUAAAAUAUAUAACUUUUGGGCGACCCGACCAGAUUCACGUAGAAAUGUGAGUUAUAGAUAUGUAAUUAUUGAAAAUAAGUCUAAGAAGCUGUUAUAUCUGUUCUAUGUAUACUAUUUCUAUGCUUCCCAUUCUUAAGUUUCGUUUUUGGCAUCUUUUACUUUCUGGUUUUUGUACACCAGCUUCAAACAGCUGAAAAUGCUAUAUUUCUGGGCUAUUGAAAAUAUAUUUCACAGCGAUUUAGAUGGUACAAUGAUUCUCUGCACUCUGUUUUGUGUAAAUUAGGAAACCUAUUCAAAUUUUAGUAACUAGGAAAUGGCGGAGGCAUUUCUGCAUAUUUCACCUUUUUAAUGGAUGUUAGAUGUGUAGGAUUUUAAUUUGACCAGUAUUGUCACAGCAAAAUAAUCUUGCAUCAACAGGAUUUGAACAUUUAGUCCAUUCACACUUUUCCGUGAUGUAAUGUUGCUUGAUCGGUGGUUAGGCUAUUAGCUGGCCAAAAUUGGGCUACAUUACAGUGCAAUAAUGUUAAUAUAAUAGUGUGUUAGUGGUUUUCAGUGAAUUUAUGUCCAUCCUGCAGCGCAGGAAAAUUCUCAGCGACAACAGAUUGAUCAAAUGAAGAUCCCAUAUCUGAAUGUAGCUUGUAGUCAAACUCAUGGCUUUCUAUGUUUCUCAUCAUAUUCACUUGGACAAAUGUUGAAUUCAAUAUAUUGAGAUCAAUAGAAUGCGCAGAAUGUGCAGUGCUGUAAAAAAAAGAAUUUUAUUUUUACGAAUAACAAAACAAAACAAAAUAUAUAUACUUAUUUUAUAUAUUUAAUUAACAAA